AUGGGUAUUAAAGGUUCUCAAAAAUACUUAACAAAAAACAAGCUAAGCAAAGAUUUGAAAUAUCUCGGUACAAUCGAAAACAAAACAAUUCAUUGUGAUGGUGCGCCAUUUCUCGCACUUAGUAUCAACAAAUAUUCAACAAGCAAUUCAAUCUAUCAAACAUUAGUUCAAAAUGCUAUAGAUCGUAUUCAACAAUUCAUUGAUCUUCGUUUUGAGAAUAUUUAUUUCUAUUUAGAUGGUUUUGGAAACAGUGAUGAUAAUGGCAGUGAUAUUAAAGAGCGUGAGGACCCACGCAAGAGUGAUUUGGAUAACUUUAUGUCCACAGGUGGUGAUUAUCAUUUGCAUGUAUGGGCGUUCGAGGCACUAUUCCACAAAUUGGUUGCAUAUGGCGAAAAGCUAAAUGUGAACAUUGAAUUCAAACGUUCAAUCUCCGAGGCUGAUGAAGAUGUUAUGGACCAUUCAAACAAAUUUCAAGUUGACGGCACUCACAAGUACGUCUUUGGUGAUGUCGACUAUGCUUUCAUGGGUGACUUGAGUCAAAAACUCAUCGUCAUCUACUAUGAUCAGAAAGACAAACGUCUGAAAUGGUUCGAUCGAUUCGAAUUAUUUAAGAAAAUGUUUGGAGACAAAUAUAAAGAAAAGACGAUAUUAUCAUUUAUCCAAAUCACAAAGAACGAUUAUAAUCGAGGAACAGGUAUAGAUAUGAAUGAGGCCAUCAAAUUAGCGAAAUCGAACAGUGGUACGGAUUCUGAUAUCUAUAGCAAGAUCAAAGAUAUCUAUUCAUUAACGUCUUUAGAAGAAAAGGUAGUUCGCUUCAAAGAUAACGGGAUGGCCAAGUGUUACACUGAUUACACCGAUUAUCUCUAUCCUGACUUUUUGAUCAAUAGAACAAAGUUCCUCUCCGAUGCUAAAAAAGGUUAUUGUUAUAAAACCUUAGUCGACAAGCUCGGAGAUAAUAGCUUCACAGACCAAGAGGUUAAAACUUUUUUUAAAGCUAUUUUCUAUCAACACAAUGGAGUUGUGUCACUGGUAGCCGAGAAAAUUCUAUAA
Molecule: messenger RNA, 1050 nt
Organism: Cavenderia fasciculata
Lineage: Eukaryota; Evosea; Eumycetozoa; Acytosteliales; Cavenderiaceae
Exons: 3
Coding region: 1-1050 (349 amino acids)
Source: RefSeq, a predicted model, not a curated record